Messenger RNA from Raphanus sativus (radish), 1304 nucleotides. Its product is annotated as actin-related protein 2/3 complex subunit 2B. NCBI's taxonomy places the organism in Eukaryota, Viridiplantae, Streptophyta, Magnoliopsida, Brassicales, Brassicaceae. Gene Ontology annotation, molecular function: actin filament binding; structural constituent of cytoskeleton. The transcript has 10 exons. Bases 67 to 1146 code for a protein of 359 amino acids. Gene Ontology annotation, cellular component: actin cytoskeleton; Arp2/3 protein complex. Gene Ontology annotation, biological process: actin filament polymerization; Arp2/3 complex-mediated actin nucleation. The record is from RefSeq and is a predicted model, not a curated record.
UAUCAUAAUACCAACAAAAAGUUGUUAAUUCUUCUGUCCUCAAGUUUCUUCCGAGGUCUUUCAAGAAUGGCAUAUCUCAAAAGAUCAUCUCCAACAUUGAAAGAAACACUCCUCAAGAUAUACCGUGCUGAAAAACCUAUCGAGAUCGAUCAACAUUUCUAUGAGUUUGGUUCGAUUCAAUAUCACAUCAAGUGCUCCGUUCUGGAUUCAAAUAUUGUGUAUAUAUCGACGUCGACGUUGCUUGAGACACAGGGAACAGUGAUGUCAAAUGAGAUUUUAAGUGACAUUUAUGAGGUGAUUAAGAAUAUUGCAGUUGGUGUGAUAGAUAUUGUUGAUCCACCAAGAUUAGGGUUUCAGUUGACCCUUAAGCUUCACCUUGAUAAUAUUCCGCGUGGCAAAGAAGCUAUUAAAAUCAUAACAAAAAUUUCUGAAAUACAAGCGUUGAUACUAAGUAGCCAAUUAAAAGAGAUGCUAAAACGCUUGAAUUUUCAAGAUAAUUCACAAGCGAUGAACAAUAACAACAACAACUGGCCCAUCAGGAUUGUUUAUCACCCAAGUGAACCUUUCUACGUCUUUAGACAGCCGGAGAAAAUUACGGCGGUGUUUCCAAUGAAUUUUAAAGACGACUCGGAUGUAGUCAUUGCUAUGUCAUUCUUCCAGGAACUAGUGGAAGUGGGAAGCCAAAAAGAAAUUGAAAAGGCACCACAAUGUAGUUGGUCACCAGUUCCUCCUUUCCAACUUAGGGGAGAACCGGUCCAAGACCUGACCACCAAUGCUGGUUUUGUCUCUUUUGAUAUCACUUCACGGCACGUUGAAGGAAAGAGACUAGACAAAACUGUUUGGAAUUUACUAAAUUUCUACGCAUACGUUAAAUACCAUAUUAAGUGUUCGAGAGGGUACAUACAGAGAAGGAUGAGAAAAAGAAUGGACAGUUUGGUGAAGCAGCAGCUAAAUAACACAAGACUCGAAGAAGAAGCUCCUCAAAAAGAAAAUGGAAGAUGCAAAUACGUAAAGGAGCUUGUGAAGGUACCAAAAGGAAAAUUGAUGAUGCAACAGAGAUGCAAGGAUAUGACAAGGAGAGUGAGGAUAAGUAAAUUCCGGAUCAAAAUCAACGGCUGUGCUCGAUUUAGAUUCAAUCAGCGAUGAAUAUAUCUCCCCAAAUUCUCUUCGAAAUCCUCAAAUAAAUCAUACACAAAAAUGGACUAAUAAAAUGUCUUAAACUUCGAAAGUAUAUAUGUAUACAUAUUUGCACAUAUAUGUGUAGUUUUGUUUGCUAAAAAUAUAUAUAUGUAAUUUUUGAUUCA